This is a messenger RNA of Musca domestica (house fly), 3376 nucleotides long. RefSeq names its product GTP:AMP phosphotransferase AK3, mitochondrial. The record is from RefSeq and is a predicted model, not a curated record. Gene Ontology annotation, cellular component: cytoplasm; mitochondrion. Gene Ontology annotation, biological process: nucleobase-containing compound metabolic process. NCBI's taxonomy places the organism in Eukaryota, Metazoa, Arthropoda, Insecta, Diptera, Muscidae. Gene Ontology annotation, molecular function: ATP binding; protein binding; AMP kinase activity. The transcript has 10 exons. The coding region runs from base 251 to 3226 and encodes 991 amino acids.
GAAGAAGAACAGCAGCAUUCUUGGUUGAACAAGGCAAAGCAGACGGCAAGCAAUUGUGUAGUGAAGAAAAAAUUAUGAUUUUUGAUACGGCAAAAUAAUAACCAAGGGUAGGUAAAACAAAAAAGUAAGUAUUGCAAAUAUUAUUUUAAAUUAUCAAGAAGCUAAAAGAACUAUUGUGCAAUCGAAAAACAAUGCUAAAAAAAUAAAAAGAAACCAACAACCAUGAGGUAAUAGCACACAUAGUAUAUGGAUGCGGCGGCGACAACGACGACGACGACACCUCCUCUGCAAACAAGGUUUGGAUGCUAAACAAAUACGUACACACAUACUAAUAGUGUUGAUAAAAAUGGAUGCCGAUCUAAUAAAAAAGGCCUUGUGCUUCCAUGGCAAGCCCAUGCAAAAGAUAUGGGACGACGAGAGGGGUGCCAUCGAUUUGCAGAGCCAUGGCGUGGCGGAAGAUGGCAACUACAGCAUUUACAUGGAAAGGCAAAAACAUUUCACAUUUCAGGAUAGAGCCAAGCGGCUGAAAUUGCAUCAAUUUCUGGCACGCAAGGCCGACGAUCUCUACGACAAGGAUCUAGGCAAAAUUCCGGCUGUACCAAGGAAAAUUCAACUUAAUCCGGAAGACAAAAAUAAUACAGCCAUUAUGGUGGAACUGCCACCAUAUGAAACCUUUUUGCAAAAGAAUCAGGAUAAGGUUAAGCGCCACACACUAGAGUCGAUUAAACCGGGUGACAUUAUUUAUGCCACAAUUUUAAAAGGCAAAAGUGGUUCAAUAACUCCUCUAGUGGUCAAGCCUCUAUGCACUGAGGAAAAUAAUUUCAAACUGCUUAAGGAUUAUAAGAUAAAGACCACAAUACCGGCCCAGUUAUGUGGACCCCAAUUGUUGGAUAGUGCCGGUGUCCCCAUCUACAUUGAAGCCCGAGAUUAUGUACGGUGUGAGGUGGUAGAAUUUUCGGUAGAUGCCGAACGCAUGACCCUGAGUUUACAACCAUUUUCAGACAAAAAUAAAAAUAAAAAAUUGGGUAAAAUAACCCCCAAGGAAUUACCAUCGUUGUAUGGUAAACUUACGGAAAACCCACAGAGCUAUGAACAAUAUUUGUGCACUGCUCCCGAAUUGGAGAAUCCUAAUUAUGAUGUCUUGUAUGCAAGUGUUGGUUUAGAUGUGAAUGACAAUUUCACCCUGAUGAAUAAUUUCAAAGGUGGUUUUCCUCAGCAAGAAUAUGCCAAAGAAUUGCGGCAGUUACAGGCCAGCAAGUGGGCAUUUAGAUCUGUGGCCGAGGGUAUUGAAUAUUUCAAGGUUGGCCAACAUGUCGAGGCAUUCCAAUGUUUGAAUAAAGCCCUGAACAUUGAUCCAAGAAAUGUAGAGGGUUUGGUGGCACGUGGCGCCUUAUAUGCCAACAAAGGAUCGUUUCUUAAAGCUGUGGAGGAUUUUGAAAAAGCCCUCACUCUAAACUCACUCCAUGUCAAUGCCCGCAAAUAUAUGGGUGAAACAUUGGUUGCCCUAGGCCGGAGUUAUGAGGAGGAUAAUCGUAUACAAGAUGCUGCCAAGGCAUAUCGUGAUUGCUUGAAUAUCAUACCCAAUCAUGAACAGGCUACAUUACUGCUAGAAGCCAUACAACAUAGAACUGGGGCAAAUGUUGAUGCUGUUCCGCCGCCACCGGUUAUGUUUGGAAGUUCGUAUGAACAGACAGAUAAAGCAUCCUCGGCAAGUCAGGGCUCAGAUUCCGAUGAUUCCUCUGAUUCAGAAUCCGAUUCGGAGGAGAGUCGCCCCACACUCUAUAAUAACAGUAAAAAAGCAGAAUCAUUGUCGCCCUUGAGCAAAAAGUUAGCACUGCAUGCCCAAGAAAUGCAAGCAUCCAGAAAACAGGUGUUUAGCCAACCAUUCUAUGUCAGUCAAAGUGAGACAGUGGCCACGCCGGCUGCAGUUGUUCCCAAUGAAUUUAAGCUUGAUGAAGAUGAUACCGAGACAAGAGUACGUAAGCUUUUGCAGGAUGCUUCAAAACACAAAAAAGAUAAGAAAAAAAGUAAAAAAUCCAAAAAGGCCAAAAAGGCAAAGAAAAGCUCCAAGGAUAACAAGGACUCGGAUGAGGAAUAUUCAAGAUAUGAAGAUCCCAUGGAUAUACAAAGUAGAGAGCAUGCUUUAAAUGAAAAUUUAAAACUCUAUGAAAAAUCCAUACAACUUUUGAAAAAACGCCAACAGCUGUUGGACGAACAGCCCACAACAUCCAGUGCCGGUACGAGUGCCAGCAGAAAAAGAGACAAAUCUGAGUCACCGCCUCCUGCACCCUCAUUUAGAUCUGAUAAAAAUCGAAAUAAUGGUAAGGACUAUCACACCAUUGGCUUUGGUAAAUUUCCAACACAAACAGCCUCAACAUCUAUGCAGCAUCAUAACUCAUCGACCUCCAGGAAAGAUGAUAAAAAGCUUUCAUUUCAAAUUAAAAAGCCUGUUACCGUUGAUAAAUUCGGUUUGAUACGUUUACGUUCCCCCUUUCAACCGGAGAAAAGUCCCACGCCGAAAUCUCCAUCACCUGGCCGAAGUCGUAGACGAUUGUCGCCUCGGUCACGCACGCGUUCUCGUUCUAGAUCACGUUCCCGUGGCUAUCGACGCAGCAGUCGAAGCCGCAGUAAGGGUCGUUCAAGAUCACGUCGUUGGCAUUCACGUUCACGAAGUCGAUCGCGUGGUGAACGUUAUGCCAGUCGACGUAGACGUCGUUCCGUUUCACGUUCUCGUUCAAGUUCAUAUUCCGACAAACGUCGGAGAAAUUCUCGUUCACGAUCGCGUUCACUUUCACGGGGUCGUAGGCGUCGUUCGCCAUCCCCAUUGCGAGGACGAGGGCGACGUUCACCGUCAUCACCCUCCCGUCGUUCGUCGUACAGGCGUUCACGAUCGCCACAUUAUGGUCGUGGACGCGGCGGUAGUCGGGGCGGGCGUGGUGGCGGUUUCGCCCCACGUGGUAGUUAUCAAUCAUCAAAAUUUGGUAAUCGUGUUUGGAAAAAUCCCAAUUCAAGUGAUACCCCCCACACAAAAGAAUUCUCCUCCUCAGAUGGCCGUUGGCCACAUGAUAAAUAUGAAAAUACCUCGAACAAGGGGGCUGGUGAUGAGAAUCCCGAUGAUCCUACCAUUGAGGAAAUUGAUGAAAUUAUCAGUAAGGCCCAGCGUGAACGUAAACAGAAUAUCAUCAAUAAUGAUAAGGAUAUUCUUAAGAAACCAAGUAAAUGGUAAAUAAGAAAACAAAACAAAAAAAAAACAGAAAGAAACAAAAUUAUAUACAGAAUACAAAAUAAUAAUUCUCUUUUUGCAUUUAAAAUGUAAUUUAAGAUACACAUACAUACGUAUUCAAUCAAAACAAAAUUUCGCAAUAAACCAUAGAAA